This is a messenger RNA of Iphiclides podalirius (scarce swallowtail), 1140 nucleotides long. The record is from the annotation of a GenBank genome assembly. Lineage: Eukaryota; Metazoa; Arthropoda; Insecta; Lepidoptera; Papilionidae.
AUGUGGGGUGUUAAUCAUACGAUUAACGAAUUGAGCCAUGUCUCAAUACCAGUUAUGCUCCUCCCGGAUGAUUUCAGGGCAUAUUCAAAGCUCAAAGUUGACAAUCACUUGUUUAAUAAGGAGAACAUGCCGUCUCAUUUUAAAGUGAAAGAAUACUGCCCAUUAGUGUUCAGAAACCUCCGCGAGAGGUUUGGAAUUGAUGAUAUUGACUAUAAGGAGUCCCUUACGAGAUCCCAGCCAAUUCCGGACGAGUCCUCGGGCAAAUCUGGGGCGAAGUUCUACCAGAGCUACGACCGUCUAUUCAUCCUGAAAACCCUGACCUCGGAGGAAGUGGAGAGGAUGCACUCAUUUCUCAAGCACUAUCACCCUUACAUCGUGGAGCGGCAUGGCAAGACCCUGCUCCCGCAGUACCUCGGCAUGUACCGGCUGACCGUCGACGGCAUCGAGCACUACCUCGUCGCCACCAGGAAUGUGUUCUCCAACCACCUGAACAUCCACAGAAAGUACGAUUUGAAGGGCUCGACGGUGGACAGAGAGGCAUCAGAGAAGGAACUCGAAAAGGAGCUGCCCACAUUGAAGGACAACGACUUCAUAAAGCAGGGAGUCAGGAUCGACAUUGGCGACGCCGCGAAAGAGAAGCUUCUGGAAACCCUGACUGCUGACGUGGAGUUCCUGACGAAGCUCCACCUGAUGGACUACUCGCUGCUGCUCGGCGUGCACGAGUGCGGGCGCGGCGAGGCCGAGGCGGAGGCGGCGCGGCAGCGGGACGCUGAGGCGGACAGCGAGCCCGACUCCGACACCGACAGCGACACCGACAACCGACACCACGGCGACAGGUGGGGCUACAACACGCCGCCCGACAGCCCACGGGGCUUCGCGCGCCAAUCCUCGCUGCGCUACGAGGGCAUCAUCCCCGAGCUGGAUAUCUAUGCCAUCCCCAGCCAGGACGGCGCACCUAAAAAGGAGAUAUAUUUCGUAGCUCUGAUUGAUGUACUGACACAUUAUGGGGUUAAGAAACAGGCAGCGAAGGCCGCCAAGACGGUGAAGUACGGCAGCAACGUGGACGGCAUCUCGACCUGCGACCCCGAGCAGUACGGCAAGCGGUUCAUCGAUUUCGUCGCCAAAGCGAUCGAGGGCAAC